Molecule: messenger RNA, 654 nt
Organism: Paramuricea clavata
Lineage: Eukaryota; Metazoa; Cnidaria; Anthozoa; Malacalcyonacea; Plexauridae
Source: the annotation of a GenBank genome assembly
AUGCUGGUGAAACAACACGCAAAAAGACUAUCUCUACCAAUUUUCUUGUUCGUCGCUUUUUCAACCAUCAUCGGCAUUACACUGUUGCUUCUCAGCCUUUUCUUCUCCGACACCUCACCAAACCUAUCCCGUGUACCGUAUGCGGCAGACGAAAAAAUCCUCCUCUUAUUCUGGUCCAAGUUAUGGGGUUUCCCGGCGAGAAAAAGCGAAGGUUUUUUGGAAAAAGGCAUUGGCAAAGGUCAGUGUCCAGUUGCUUGCGAGGUGACAUCUAAUCGUGAUCGAAUCGAACAAGCUCACGCAUUCAUCGUCCACGCUCGGGAUCCGUAUCCUCUACCGCCAAACAAAGACAUCCCUUGGAUCUUAACCACUUUAGAGAACCCCGUUUAUACUCCUGUUUUAAAAAAACAAGAGUACAUGUCUCAAUUUCAUUUACUACGAAGUUACAGAUUAGAUUCCGAUUUCCCUACUCCUCUGUUCAAGAAACCAAAUUUGAACCCUCCUGUACCAUUUAAAAACAAAACCGGUAGGAUUAUCGCCGCAUUUAGUAACUGCGAACCGGUCAGGACCGAGUACCUCAGACAAUUAAUGAGAUAUAUCCCGGUAGAUUCUUAUGGUGUAUGUUUGCAAAAUAAGGCAGGACUCAUCCAGCGAUAA